UUUUUAAAAAAAUUCUCUUUUAUGCAUGACUUAGAUGUUCCUAAAGAAAUUAAUGCUAAAAAAAUGCUGGGUGGGUCUAGGCCCAUGGGCCUUGCUAGUAUGAUCUUGUACCUUGUUCAAAUUCAAAGAAUAACGGGCACACAUUAUAAAAGGGGAAAAAAGAGAGUUAACGACGUCGUUUGGUAUACCGUCAUAGUCCAAGCAGCUCUAUACGCAGCGUUUUGUUCCUUCUCUUCCUCGGCGCCUGCUCUCCGUUUCACUGCAGAACCUCCACCGAAGUUCCAACUCUCGGACAGUGAGAACGAAGCGAACAAAAAAGAGGGCGAAGGAAAUGAGGUUCAAUUUUGAAUUAUCGGAGCCGAACGGGGAGACUCGCGGGUCUCUCACUCCCAAGAGCGAUGUCCAGUGGGUCCCCUUACAGAACCAUCCCGUCUUUUCCUCCGAAACAGUCUGCGACGGAGGAAAGGCCCGAACACCGAGGAAUCUUCUGGCGUGGGACCGAGCUUCCAGGCUGUACUUCUGGGACCCUAACAAGCAAUGCCUUCAUCGGAUCUCCAUUCGCCUCGGCGACCCCGACCCUGCCUCCGUUCUCGCUGCUUGUCCCUCUAAGGUCCUGCAAGCAAAUGUGCUGCCAGAUUUUGAGGUGAAUGAAAUCUCCAUCAACAGAAACGGCUCAGCAUUGUUCCUUACUGGUUCUGGGGGUCUAUGUGUCAUGUACCUCUAUGGACGUUCUUGUGAAGAUAACACGAUUCUUUGCAGGACGGUUUCAAUUGGUUCAGAAAUCUAUGCAUGUGGUAGCGAUGCAAUACGUGCACUACGAGUUGCUUGGCACCCUUACAGUGAUACCCAUUUGGGUAUCCUUUCUUCUGAUUCAGUUUUCAGGCUUUUUGAUUUGUCUACGAAUCUAGUACAACCGGAACAGGAGUACUAUCUACAGCCUGUUGCACUGGGUAGAUCUAGAAAUGCUGCAUCAAUAUACCCGGUUGAUUUUUCUUUUGGUGGAGACCACUUGUGGGACAGGUUUAGUGUUUUUGUAUUAUUCACUGAUGGUUCAAUUUACAUCCUUUGUCCCAUUGUACCGUUUGGAAGUGUGUACAAAUGGGAGUCAAUGCUGGAAAUAUAUAGUGAUGCUCAGGCCUUUGGGCUUAAAUCAACCAAUUCAAUAGCUGUCAUUAAUUCUAGAUUGGCAAUUUCGUGGUUGGAAGCAACAUUUCCCGACCUCGUAGCAGGCCAGGCAGCAGAAGGGGAAGAUGUACCUACCCUAAAAGCUCAUCCUUAUGCUUUGUUUGAUGCAUCACUUUCUUUGCAGGGACCUCUAUAUAAAGUAUGCUGUGGUGAAGAAGACGCCAAAUUAGCUAUUCGUGGCAAAGAAUGUGAAGGUCGUGCUGUCAGUUUGCUCUAUAAUUUGGUCAGCAAAGACUCACUUCUGGUGACUGCAUGGAGUGGUGGGCAGUUGCAAAUAGAUGCCCUAGCUGAUGAAAUCCAGCCCGUCUGGGCUCUUGGCAGCCCAACUCGUCUUCGUGUUGAUCCCCAUGACCACAUUCUUGGUCUUGCUAUGAUUUGUGACUCAAUCUCAGAUGAGUCCCGUGUUGUGAAGCUGGAUGAAUCGCUUGAUCAUACUGUUUGGCUUGGGCAUCCUCCGCCUUUGUUGAGACUUGCUAUUGUAGAUUUGGCAUUGCCUAGAAAAAGAGAAAGCGGUUCUCUUAUUUCAAUGCUUGUCGACCCUAUUAUGCCUGAAAGAAUAUUUUCUGUCCAUGAUGGAGUGGAUUCUAUAGUAUUGCAUUUUCUCCCAUUCACUAAUCCAUCCAGUGGGAAAGAUGAUACCAUCAGAACUCCCUCUGUGCAUCCUGUUCUAAGUACCUGCCUAGGGGAAACCUCCUCACCAUCUCCUCUUUGUGGAUUUAUGUCAAUGUCAGAUUCAUUUGGGUACUCAUGGGUUUUGGGAGUCACUUCCACUUUAGAAUGUAUAGUGCUAGAGAUGAAAACUUGGAAUUUAUUGUUUCCUAUACAACUCGAUGCGGAGAAAAAACUGUUUGGCUCAGAAGAAUGGAAAGAGAGAGAUACUCCAGAUAUCUUGAGUAAAGAACUUCUCACUGGCCCUAAGGUGGUCCUUGUUCCUCAGGCCUCACCAAAUUUACGUUCUGUUGCAGCAGAUUCUAUUGAAGGCCGCUCAACUCUUCACCAGUAUUACAAGCUUUUUCAUGAAAAUUAUGUGGAAUAUGCACAUAAGGUGCACUUUGAGCUCAAGCAUCAUGCACCUCACCUGAAGAAAAUCAUUGAUGAUCUGUAUGGUCGCCUGGUUGGGGCACAAGAGAAACUUUUGAAAGUAGAGGAGAAACAGUCAGGAUUAGAUGACAGAAUCAAUUGUGCAGUUCAACAGCAGAAUGUUCUGGAACAGCGGUUACAACGGUUGAGGAAUUUGCCUGGAGCUCACAGGAGACCUUUGUCUAGAGCAGAGCGCAAAUUUAAGUCUGAGCUUGACCAAUUUACAGGAGUUGAAUUGGAUACUUUGCAUUCUUCCGUCGAAGCAUUAAGAGCAAGAAUAAGAAGGCGCGCACAAAAUUCAAAGCGCAGUUCACUCAAUCAGCAAAGACAAAUACAUGCUAAGAAUCAUGUCGAAAAUGCACAAAUAUCACAGCUGAAAUCUGCAGUUGAAAAACUUGCACUUGUCAAUAGUGAGACUUCGAAGAAGGUUAAGCUUGUUGAAUCUGCAUUACGAAGCCAGGAAAGCAGCAGAUGAUGAAUCUGCUCUUCAAUGCUAGCAUCUGAAGUGUUCAAUAUGAUGAGGUCAGGAGAUUUGCAUAAUUGCCUCUGGUGGUUCACAUUGCCUCCAUGGCAAAGCUCAUGCCAAAUGAAGCGUCCUAGCAAUUUGGAUUACGCUGGCCCUGGUAACGCUCUUGGAUCAUUUUUGGCACAUUAAUCUUGUGACAAAAAACUUGUUGCAUGUAUCUAAAGCAUAUAACAAGGAUCAGGUCUACAACAAGGUGGAGAUAUUGAUUCGUCUUUCUUUCGUUGAUGUAAAAAACAAGAAGAUUUUACCUGUUUUAUGUUGGAGGAAAUGUUAGUGACUUUGCAGGAGAUUGUGAAGUUCACCAGAGGACGAACUGAAAGUUGGAAAGGGUAGAAUGUUCUCUCUUUUUUCUGUGAACCUUUCUGCCAUGACCUGCAAGUCAAUAACAUCCCUAACAAUGAUCAGUUUA
Messenger RNA from Tripterygium wilfordii, 3200 nucleotides. RefSeq names its product nuclear pore complex protein NUP88-like. The record is from RefSeq and is a predicted model, not a curated record. NCBI's taxonomy places the organism in Eukaryota, Viridiplantae, Streptophyta, Magnoliopsida, Celastrales, Celastraceae. Gene Ontology annotation, cellular component: nuclear pore. Gene Ontology annotation, molecular function: structural constituent of nuclear pore; protein binding. Gene Ontology annotation, biological process: ribosomal small subunit export from nucleus; mRNA export from nucleus; protein import into nucleus.